Messenger RNA from Danio aesculapii, 3392 nucleotides. RefSeq names its product zinc finger protein 185 with LIM domain (gene znf185). NCBI's taxonomy places the organism in Eukaryota, Metazoa, Chordata, Actinopteri, Cypriniformes, Danionidae. The transcript is spliced from 22 exons. The coding region runs from base 109 to 3366 and encodes 1085 amino acids. The record is from RefSeq and is a predicted model, not a curated record.
ACUCACAGCUCAAUCAGUCAGCUCAAAUCACUUACACUGAACACUGCAUCUGUUACCGUACUGCAGCAAUAGAAUUAACCAGAAGCCUUGACCUGAGUGCCUUUAGCAAUGUCCAAACAGGGAGACAGACAGUCGGUUUUCCAAACCACUAAAGUUCGCACUGCUCUGAAAGGAGACGGCAGCUGGAUACAGAGACAAGAGCCAGAAAAUACUGAUGUGGAGAAACCAUGGCUUGCUGAGGUGCGAGCAAACCGCUCAAGUGGUGUUUUCGAAGAAACAAGUCCUGUUUCAUCUCCCACGACCAAAGCGCCUCUGCCCAAAACUGACACAGAGAAACCAAAAACAAACACAGCUGGAUACAUAAUUAGAGGGGUGUACACAAAACCUGAUCCCAAGCCACCAUCGACAUCGUUUAGCAAUGGAUUUGUUGGAGUAAAUAACUUGACAAAAAAGCCAUCUGAAAGUUACAAGAAAAUAGCACCUCACACAAUUCGAUCCAGUAAUGGAAAAACAGCGCAGUCUGAACCAACUUUGAGUACAGAGGAAAUGGAUAAAAGGAUGGAGGCAGCCUCCAGUGUGCUCAGAGGUUCGUCAGCAAAUCGACGUUCAUACGUAAUGUCUGCUACGAAGAAAUACGAAUCUACAGACAAAUCCGACAACUCUGAUGAGAUUAACGCUUCCUUUGUUGCCAAAAGGGUAAUUAUCAGUGAUGAUGAUGACACUACAGCACCUGUUAAGUCUGUGCCACAGCAAAGUGUUAAAUCAAGCAAUGAAGAAUCCCCUGUGAAGAAACCAGUGGUGAAGGAGGUCAACCCAGCAGCACCUGAAACAAAGCCUGCAAUUAGCAUAGAACCUAAGACAAUGGAAACUAAAGCCACAUCAGAUUCUAAACCAGCACUAGAAAACUCAACACAGCCUAAAACAGCAUCUGAACCCAAAUCUGCUUCACAACCUAAAGCAACAUCUGGAACUAUAAAAGCACCUGAUUCUAAACCAGCACCAACAGUAGCUGAACCUAAACCACUGGCUGAAUCUAAACCUACCACACAGGUUACAGCAGCAUCUGAUUCUAAACUAGCACCUGAAAACAAGCCUACUACACAAACCACAACAGUAACUGAACCUAAACCACUGGCUGAAACUAAACCUACCACACAGCUUGCAGCAGCAUCUGAUUCUAAACUAGCACCUGAAACUAAACCUACAACACAAACUGCUAUAGUAACUGAACCUAAAUCCUCAUCUCAGCCUAAACCACUGGCUGAAACUAAACCUACCACACAGCUUGCAGCAGCAUCUGAUCCUAAGCUAGCACCUGAAACCAAACCUACAACACAAACUGCUACAGUAACUGAACCUAAAUCCUCAUCUCAGCCUAAACCACCGGCUGAAACUAAACCUACCAUACCGCUUACAGCAGCAUCUGAUCCUAAACUAGCACCUGAAACCAAACUUACUACACAAACUACAACGGUAACCGCAACUAAAUCCUCAUCUCAGCCUAAACCACUUGCUGAAACUAAACCUACUAUACAGAUUACAGCAAUAUCAGAAUCUAAACCAGCAACUGAAACCAAACCUACUACACAAACUACAACAGCAACUGAACCUAAACUCACAUCAGAAACCAAGACAGUUGUUGAAACUAAACCUACCACGCAAGUGACAACAACAACUGAAACUAAACCUAUAACGAAAACUCCAGAAGCAAGUGAUUCCAAACCCACAUUGAUACCUACAGUGGUUAUAACAAAGCCUACAGUAACAACUGAACUUAAACCUACAACACAAACUAAAACAGCAACUGAGUCCAAACUGGUUGAUGAAACUAAAACUACAAUAGUUACAGCAAAUGAUCCUAAACCAACAUCAGAACCUAAAGCAGUUGAAACCAAUCCUGCAGUAACAGCUGACCCUAAAUCCUCCACUGAAACUAAACCUACGACACAAACUAAAACAGCAACUGAGUCUAAACUGCUUGAAGAAAUUAAAACUACAAUAAAAAUGAGCACAGAAAGUGAUUCGAAACCCACAUCAGAACCUAAGCCAGUUGAAACCAAACCUGCAACAACAGCUGAACCUAAACCUACAGCACAAGCUAAAACAGCAACUGAGUCUAAACUAAUUGAAGAAACUAAGAGUUCAAUAAAAACGACAACAUCAAGUGAUCCUAAACCCACAUCAGAGCCUAAAACAGUUGAAACUAAACCUACAACAACAGCUGAACCUAAAUCUGCAACUGAAACUAAACCUACGACACAAACUAAAACAGCAACUGAGUCUAAAUUAGUGGAAGAAAUUAAAACUACAAUAAAAAUUCCAAGUGAUCCUAAACCCACAUCAGAAUCCAAACCAGUUGAAACCAAACCUACAACAACAGCUGAACCUAAACCUACGCCACAAGCUAAAACAGCAACUGAGUCUAAACUAGUGGAAGAAAUCAAAUCUACAGUAAAAAUGACAACAGAUCCUAAGCCAGUGGAAACUAAACCUACAGCAACUGAACCCAAACCCAAAACAGAAACUAAAACAGCACCUCAGCCAGCGGUAGCUAAGCCUGCAGUUGAAAUUAAAACAUCAACCAAUCCUAAACCCACAUCAGAAUCCAAACCAGUGACUGAGACGAAAACAACUCCUGAACCUAAAACUGGAACUCAACUGAAGCCAGAGCCCAAGCCUGAACCAGUUCCAGACAAAAGUGCCGAAAGCCUGAUUGCCCUGUCUGACACCCUGAUAUCCUUCAACACUGAGCCUGCCAGGAGUCCUAGGAAAGCUGAUCCAGGAAAAGAUCUGCUCAGUCAGGAUUUGCUUACAGGCAACGGUUUUCUGCCUGAGAUAAAGACGACUGAAAAAAGUCUGGACUUUCUUUCAGAUGAUCUGAUUCCAUUCAAUACCAGUAAAACCAGCUCAGUUGAUGCAUUCGAUCCGAUCCUGACAAUGGGUGAGCCAACAAAGAGGAGUACCUGGAGGACAGAAAUGGAUAGCACUAAAUCCAGCACCAGCACAGAGGAGAGGGACCGGAAGUUACCAGAAUCUGAAUCCAAGAAGAACUUUGUCUACGUUAAGGAAUAUGUGGAUAAUUCUGCUGUAGAUGGCAGCAGCUCUGAUUAUGUGUCGUCAACAACUUCCAGCUACAACUACAGCAGCCCCAGCUACUACUCCAGAAGUGAAAUGACCGCUUGUACAUACUGUGGAGAAAUGGUGGGAAGUGAUGCCAAAAUCACAAUUGAGCACCUGAACAUAUCCUGUCACCCAUCCUGCUUUAAGUGUGCUAUUUGCAGUAAACCAAUGGGAGACUUGCUCUACAAUAUGUUUCUCCAUCGUGGGACAGUUCAUUGUGAGAGCUGCUAUUCCAACCUGCUAUAAUGAGAUCUCAUUUUACCUGAAACAAA